Drosophila arizonae is the source of this 748-nucleotide messenger RNA. RefSeq lists its product as uncharacterized. The record is from RefSeq and is a predicted model, not a curated record. NCBI's taxonomy places the organism in Eukaryota, Metazoa, Arthropoda, Insecta, Diptera, Drosophilidae.
ACCAAUACUAUCCGCAUACUUUGAAAGCUGGUUCCAUGGCAACGGGAAAUUGUUUUUCAUCGAUAUUGGUGGUGAUAAGGUCAGCACCCAAUUUAUUUGGGGUUGUAAAAGGCUUUGCAAAAAAUAAAAAGUCUGCAAUAUGAGAAACUUACAGAUACAAGCGCAAACUAGCAUCAACAACAGUGCAACAUCGUCCGCAAAUAGUGAGACUCAAAGUGUAGAGGACCAUCAAUCGGUUUUGCCACCAGUCAAUCGAAGUGCUGCUCUAAUCAGAGCGAAAACUAGCUGGAAACGAAUGAAAGAUCUUGCCUCAGAGAAAGAAAAAGAAAAUGAAGCCAAGCGACCUCCUUGGCGUGCCGUUAGCGUAUCAACUCUUCCAAAACCGGAUAAGAAUGCAUUACUUCGUGCUAAAUUACUCGAUGCGUCCAGGCGUUUAAGGGCCGGCAAAUCAAAUGUGUCCGUUCAAACCGAUUUCAUUCCCGUCAAGUUGAUGAAGGAAGCCACAACAAGUGCGCAAGAUGAUUUGAUCUUACUGAGAGACAUUGGUAUAUUAACGGAUGGCCAAUAUUCGAUUAAAAAGGAUGGGUAUCAGCAAUGUAAGCUUGAAAGUGUAUUACCAAUUUACUUUACGUAGCAUUGAAAGGUUUUUUUGUGUUGCAGAUGUACUAACAUAUUCUGUGUCCCAGAUGACCGACUGCAUUAGGAAAGCAAAUGUCUCAACACAAACGCUUUUGCCAAAAGCAUUCCA